GUUGCGAGUUUGGGGCUCGUCUAAGGAGAUCUUGGAGGUGGUUCCAGAGGCAUUGGCUUUCCUGGGUAAGAAGCUCGAGGCUCAUGGUUGCAGGCUCUCACCUGAAUCCUGUGUUCUCGCGUCGGUGCCUGGGCUGAGCGCCAAGAUAAGCGAGCGUACGAAGGAGUUGGGGUGGGCCGUCAAGACCAGUGUCCAGGGGAGGGACCUCGGCCUGGACACUACCUUGGGGUUACGGAGGCGCCUGAAGAUUCGGAAGGAGCGUUUCAAGAAGGGGCUCCAGAGGCUCAAAGGGAUCACCAACCUCACCAGGACCACCAAGAAGAGUCGGAGGCUGGUCAAUACGGGGGCCCGCCCACAGCUCUUCUGGGGCCAACAGGGGCAAGGUAUUGCGCCGACAGUACUCAAGCUAGUUCGGGGACGACUAGUCCGAGGACUCGGAUAUGUUCCCAAGUAUGGAUGCACGACGGCAGGCUUUGCCUUGUCAGCACGGGGACAGCAGCAGGAGGAUCCUGCGCACUACCUCCCCAUGCAAGUUGUCAAGACCUGGUUCGACAUGGUCAACCAGAAUCCAGAGUUGCACAAGGCAAUCGGCAAAAGUACCGAUGAAGCAGUCCUCGACUCCCAGUACCUCAUCCAGAAG
This is a messenger RNA of Prorocentrum cordatum, 640 nucleotides long. Lineage: Eukaryota; Dinophyceae; Prorocentrales; Prorocentraceae. The record is from the annotation of a GenBank genome assembly.